Neoarius graeffei (lesser salmon catfish) is the source of this 1999-nucleotide messenger RNA. RefSeq lists its product as uncharacterized. The transcript has 5 exons. Gene Ontology annotation, molecular function: RNA polymerase II cis-regulatory region sequence-specific DNA binding; DNA-binding transcription activator activity, RNA polymerase II-specific. Gene Ontology annotation, cellular component: nucleus. Bases 153 to 1679 code for a protein of 508 amino acids. The record is from RefSeq and is a predicted model, not a curated record. NCBI's taxonomy places the organism in Eukaryota, Metazoa, Chordata, Actinopteri, Siluriformes, Ariidae. Gene Ontology annotation, biological process: regulation of transcription by RNA polymerase II.
GUCACAUGACCUUGUGCUUCCACUGAGGGCUGCGGUUGUUUCCUGAAGUAAAUUUACUAGCUCGUUAGAAAAGUAUAUUUCUGCGCUGUUUACCCUGCAAUAAAGCCGUGUUUAUUUGAGUAUCUUCAGUAAAGUGGGAUAAAGUGCGGGUCAUGUCGCAGUGUGUGGCCUUACAGACGCGCUUAGCCUCCGUGCUGCAGGCUUUAAUUCACACAGUAGUGGCGGAAAUGUGCAGACUGCUCCAGGAAAGAUCCGAGUCCAUUUUAAACCUGCAGCUUUCUCCAGAACAAACUGAGAAACAGAAGUUAAAAGUGCUGAUCCAGACGCAAACUGAGCAGAAGAUGAAACAGUUUGCGUCAGUCAUGGAGGUCUUGGGAAACGAGGCUCUGGGUAAAAUCAUCAAGCUUGUAGACGAAGACAAGUUCCUGUUGGAUCUUGAGUGCAAAACGUUCUCUGGGAAAAGAGCAAAACGUCCAGGAAGCAUUCUGAACAUUCUGUCAGCCGGAGGGCCGGAAGAGGAACAUUCCUAUGACGGCCAUGGGAGAAACUCUGAGGCACGAGCAGGACAUGAGGUUGCAGAUACAGUGGAGUCUCAGCGUCCUGAAUCUCCUCUCACGCUUGCUGUGACGAUUAAAGAUGAGUUUGGAAACAUCAACCUGAAGUCCAUCAUCACAGAUCACCUGGACGUGGCGUCAGAGGAAGUGACGACACAAGCAGAGGGCACUCAGGAAGCUGGUAACUUUGGGGGAAAUUCUUUGAUUUGUGUCAAGUGUAGGAGAACGUUUCUGUCCUUGAGCGACCUCCGGUCCCACCAGCAGAGUCACAGUGGGGAGAAACUGUUCAACUGCAUGCUCUGUGGAAAAGCCUUCGCUCACAAGCAGAGCCUGGCAGAUCACCAUCGUGUUCACACGGCGGAAAAAUCGUUCAGCUGCAAAGAGUGCGGAAAGUGCUUCGGGAAGGCCGCGCACCUCCGGACACACGCCACCGUCCACAGCGGAGAAAAGCCCUUCGGCUGUGACGUAUGCGGCAAGAAGUUCAGCAUCUCGCAGAACCUGACCCGGCACCAGCACACACACACGGGCCAGAAGAACUUCCCUUGUUCGGUGUGCGGCAAGAGCUUCACCCGGGCGAAAACGCUGAUCACGCACCAGCUCAUCCACACGGGACAGAAACCGCACUCCUGCACGGAAUGUGGACGAGCCUUCAGACACCUGGUGAACCUGCGCAACCACGAGCGCAUUCACACGGACUUGCGGCCGUACUCCUGCGACCUGUGCGGGAAGACGUUCCGCCACACGGUCAACCUGAAGAUCCAUAAACGCAUUCACACCGGGGAGAAGCCGUUCACCUGCAAGGAGUGUGGCAAGAGCUUCAGCCAGCAGAGCAGCCUCAUGUCUCACAGCCGCACGCAUUCGGACCUCAAACCGUUCGGCUGUAGCUACUGCAGCAAGCGCUUCAACAACACCAACAGUCUGAAGCUGCACGAGCGCACUCACACGGGCGAGAAGCCGUACAGGUGCGAGUUCUGCGGGAAAUGCUUCAGUCAGGGCAGUCACCUCCGCACACACAAGCGCCACAUCCAUGGAGGAGGCAAACAGUACAUCUGUGACAAGUGCGGAAAGCGCUACUCUGACCCACGCAAUCUUAAAAUGCACAAGUGUGUGUACGCUUCAGCGUAGUCCGUGUCAUCAGUUCUACACAGGUUAAAAAAAAAAAAAAAGCUGAUUGUUGCUGUUUUGGGUUCAUUUCCACCAGGACGUGGUGUUAUAUAUUGCACUAAUGCUGCAUAUUAUUUAUAUGAAUAAUAUUUUGGCUGGCUGCAAAUACGUGUAUAUAAUAUUUCAGAGUUGUAUUCAAUACAGUGUCUUGCAAAAGUAUUCAUCCCCCUUGGUGUUUUGUCCUGUCUUGUCGCAUUACAAGCUGGAAUUAAAAUGGAUUUUUGGCAGCUUAGCACCAUUUGAUUUGCACAACAUGAGUACAACUUUAAAGGUGCAAUUUU